Benincasa hispida (wax gourd) is the source of this 2708-nucleotide messenger RNA. RefSeq names its product nucleobase-ascorbate transporter 7-like. Gene Ontology annotation, cellular component: membrane. The record is from RefSeq and is a predicted model, not a curated record. Gene Ontology annotation, biological process: transmembrane transport. Gene Ontology annotation, molecular function: transmembrane transporter activity. Lineage: Eukaryota; Viridiplantae; Streptophyta; Magnoliopsida; Cucurbitales; Cucurbitaceae.
UCUUUUUCAAUUCACUUCUGCAAUUUAAGAGUAACAAAAACAAUCAACUUCAUCUGAACGAAGUUGAUCUUCAAGUUUUCAGAGAACCUGCUCUUGGUGGGUGUGGUGUGUUUACUGCCAAUUUUACAUGUGGUUUUGAACUUUUAUUAUAAUGCUGAGUUGUUUUUAAUGCAAACCACAAUCCUCGCUAGCCUGCUGCAAUUUCAGUCGCUGAAACAAGCUUCCUGUCAAGAGGGUCUGUCUACAUUUGACAGCACUUGGGAAGAGGAAAAAAAACUCUCAAUAGCCUCUGUUUUCAUAAUGCUUGUAGCUUAUUUUCUGUGAGACUUGAAGCAUAAGACAUUUAGACUUGGGGGUGCUUCUUUUUGUUUAUUUUUUUGUAUGACAAAGAAGCAAAUAUCAGAACUGAAUGGUCUGAACUCUGAAGUUGGCUUAUUGUUCUAAGUCCAGUUCAAACAGUUUUGGCCUUUUGGGAUUGAUGGGAUUUCAGUUUGGAGAAGAAUGGAAUAAGUUGUUUUUCUUUAGCAAGUAGUGGUAAUUGCUUAAACUAAUUGCAGAGAUUCGCAGAAGAGAUGGUGGGGAAAAGCUUUCAAUACAAAACUUUAUCUUUACGUGAUUGAAGAAAAGUAAGAAGACUGACAAUAAAAUAACGAACUAGGAGAUGCUUUUUUGGCUUUAGGUUACAGAGGAGGUGUGAUGGUUUCUUUCUUGCUCCAAGAGAGCAUUAGAAGACAAUACUUGGGAUAAGAGUUGCGAAUUAUUUAGAAGAGAGGAAGGAGAAGAAAAAGAAACAUGGCAGGAGGUGGAACGUCUGCGCCACCGCCAAAACAGGAGGAGCUGCAGCCACAUCCAGUAAAAGAUCAGCUACCAAAUGUUUCUUAUUGCAUUACCAGUCCUCCUCCAUGGCCCGAAGCAAUUCUACUUGGUUUCCAACAUUACUUGGUCAUGCUGGGAACAACAGUGCUAAUUCCCACCUCUCUAGUUCCCCAAAUGGGAGGAGGAAAUGCGGAGAAAGCAAAGAUGAUCCAAACACUGCUGUUUGUUGCUGGUUUGAACACGUUGCUGCAAACGUUUUUUGGUACUCGUUUACCUGCAGUAAUUGGAGGAUCUUAUUCCUAUGUGCCAACAACAAUUUCAAUUAUUUUGGCGGGUCGAUAUAGCGACAUUGUGAAUCCUCAAGAGAAAUUUGAGAGAAUUAUGCGCGGAAUUCAGGGUGCCCUCAUUGUUGCCUCAACUCUUCAGAUUGUAGUCGGCUUCAGCGGCCUUUGGCGAAAUGUUGCAAGGUUCUUGAGUCCACUCUCUACUGUCCCUUUGGUAGCCUUGUCGGGAUUUGGAUUAUAUGAAUUGGGUUUCCCAGUUCUAUCAAAAUGUGUGGAGAUUGGGCUUCCACAGCUCAUCCUGCUAGUGGUAUUCUCACAGUAUAUACCUCACAUGUUAAAGGGCGAGAGACAUGUUUUCGACCGGUUUGCUGUCAUAUUUUCGGUUGUGAUUGUCUGGAUAUAUGCUCACCUACUCACUGUGGGUGGGGCAUAUAAGAAUGUGGGUCUAAAGACUCAACUAAGCUGUCAUACUGAUCGUGCCGGAAUUAUAGGCGGUUCUCCAUGGAUUAGUAUCCCAUAUCCCUUUCAAUGGGGAGCACCUACAUUUGAUGCUGGAGAAGCUUUUGCAAUGAUGGCUGCUUCAUUUGUUGCACUCGUUGAGUCCACUGGUGCCUUUUUUGCCGUGUCUAGAUAUGCAAGUGCAACUCCACUCCCACCGUCUGUUCUUAGCCGCGGUGUCGGUUGGCAGGGAGUUGGCAUCUUGUUCUCUGGUAUAUUUGGCACAGGAAACGGAUCAUCGGUAUCUAUUGAAAAUGCCGGGUUGUUAGCAUUAACACGUGUCGGUAGCCGGAGAGUGGUCCAAAUUUCUGCUAGUUUUAUGAUAUUCUUUUCUAUACUGGGAAAAUUUGGUGCCAUCUUUGCUUCAAUUCCUGCGCCGAUAAUUGCAGCUCUGUACUGCUUUUUCUUUGCCUAUGUUGGUUCAGCAGGUCUCAGCUUCCUUCAGUUUUGCAAUCUCAACAGUUUUAGGAUCAAGUUCAUAUUAGGCUUCUCUAUCUUCAUGGGGCUAUCAAUUCCUCAGUACUUCAACGAGUACACCGCUGUUAACGGUUACGGUCCGGUCCACACAAGAGCAAGAUGGUUCAAUGACAUGAUCAAUGUGCCUUUCGCAUCCGAGCCGUUUGUUGCUGGAUUUUUGGCUCUGUUCCUCGAUGUCACGCUACACAGUAAGGACAAUGCAACAAAAAAGGACAGAGGAAUGCACUGGUGGGAUAGAUUCCGCUCGUUCAAGACCGAUACAAGAAGCGAAGAAUUCUAUUCUCUUCCUUUCAACCUCAACAAGUUUUUCCCAUCUGUUUGACUUCACUCCAAAUUAAAUGGUUUUGCAGUCAUGACAUCAAGUUGGAAUGAAGGUUAUGCCUAUAUUCACUGUGAGAUUGACAACACCAGUCCCAGUCCCUUUUCACUCUAAUUACAGGAUGGACGACAUAGCGAGUAUGCCUCCUGAUGUUUUUAUUCUUUUUUCUUUUCUUGAGAAAAAGCAUAAUAUAUAUGAAAGCCCAUUUGUGAGUGUUGCCAAUAUUUUUUUAGAUAAAUCCAGAGUAUGUUUUAGAAAACAGUAAGUUCUUUAGGAGCUAUCCUUUAAUUUGAAUUCUGAAAAGAAUUUAAUUG